This is a messenger RNA of Phyllostomus discolor (pale spear-nosed bat), 956 nucleotides long. It is a transcript of the gene TMEM126A, whose product is annotated as transmembrane protein 126A. The record is from RefSeq and is a predicted model, not a curated record. Gene Ontology annotation, cellular component: mitochondrion. Gene Ontology annotation, biological process: mitochondrial respiratory chain complex I assembly. Bases 205 to 798 code for a protein of 197 amino acids. NCBI's taxonomy places the organism in Eukaryota, Metazoa, Chordata, Mammalia, Chiroptera, Phyllostomidae. The transcript is spliced from 6 exons.
AGUCACGUGCCAAUCAAAGAUGGCUGCGCCCAGGCAAGUUGAGUGACGAUUGCAGAGAGCUUUGGGGGCUGAGGAAGCCUAGAGAAAGUACUGACUUGUGAGAGGAGAGCGUAAGGCACGGACCUUCUGGGGAAAGAGUGCAAGGAAAAAGCUUGCUGACUUCUGCUGUAGUAUAUACCUAGAAGUGAAAUUGUUGGACUCAAGAUGGAAAAUCAUGAACCAGUUGAUACUGUCAAGGAAAAACAAAUUUUUGAUAUCAUAACCAGAAAAAUCAAUCAACUUCCAGAAGCAGAAAGGAAUCUACUUGAAUAUGGAUCAACAUAUAUUGGACUUAAUGCUGCUAUCUGUGGCCUAAUAGCAAACAGUCUUUUUCGGCGCGUCCUAAAUGUGACACAGGCUCGUAUAGCUGCUGGUUUACCAAUGGCAGUGAUCCCAUUUUUGACAGCAGAAGUAUCUUAUAAGAGUUUUAUAAGUUUACCAUUGAAUACAGGUGAUUUGAAUUGUGAAACCUGCACCAUAACACGAGGUGGACUGGUGGGACUUGUUUUUGGUGGUCUGUACCCUGUUUUCUUGGCUAUACCUGUGAAUGGUGGCCUAGCUGCCAGGUAUGCCUCAGCCCUGCUACCGGAGAAAGGAAACAUCUUAACCUACUGGAUCAGAAUUUCUAAGCCAGUCUUUAGAAGGAUGUUAUUUCCUAUUUUGCUCCAGACUGGAUUUGCAGCAUACCUUGGUUCUAGACAAUAUAAACUACUUAUAAAGGCUCUUCAGUUACCUGAACCUGGCCUAGAAAUUCAGUGAUUGUUAAGCAAAUGUGUACACAAAAAUAAAAUGUAGAAAUAACCUACUAUAUAAACAUGGAUUUGUAAUUUAUCAUAUGAUGUACAACUCUUUGAGACCUACAAAAGGCUACAUAAGGCAACCAAAGGCUGAAUAUCACUAAAGACUAUCCACUUAAA